Balaenoptera musculus (blue whale) is the source of this 5253-nucleotide messenger RNA. RefSeq names its product nuclear VCP like (gene NVL). Bases 42 to 2612 code for a protein of 856 amino acids. The transcript is spliced from 23 exons. Gene Ontology annotation, biological process: ribosome biogenesis. The record is from RefSeq and is a predicted model, not a curated record. Gene Ontology annotation, cellular component: nucleus. Gene Ontology annotation, molecular function: ATP hydrolysis activity; preribosome binding; ATP binding. NCBI's taxonomy places the organism in Eukaryota, Metazoa, Chordata, Mammalia, Artiodactyla, Balaenopteridae.
GUUCACGUGAAGCCCAGACAGCGGCGACGGAAGCAGAAGCGAUGAAGCCCAGGCCCGCGAGGUUUGUGGAUAAUAAGCUGAAGCAGCGCGUCACCCAGUACCUCACCAGUGACAGAUGUGGCAAAUAUGUGGACACUGGAGUCUUAGCAUCCGAUUUACAAAGAAUGUACAGUAUAGACUAUGGUCGAAGAAAAAGAAAUGCCUUUAGGAUUCAGGUAGAAAAAGUAUUUAGCAUAAUUAGUAGUGAGAAGGAACUUAAGGAUCUACCGGAAUUAGAAGAUGAACAUCUGGCUAAAAGAGCAAGACACGGUGAAGAGGAUAAUGAGUAUACUGAAAGCUAUUCUGAUGAUGGUUCAAAUAUGGAAGAUUACCCAGAUCCACAGUCAGCAAAUCAGAUGAACAGUUCCCUGCUCUCCUUAUAUCGGAAAGGAAAUCCUGAUUCUGUUUCAAGUACUCCUGAGGUGGAGCAAAGAGAAACCACCAUUUCAACACCACGGAUAACUUCCAAAACAGGCCCCAUUCCUUUGAAGACCCCUGCCAGAGGUUCUGAAGGAGGAUGGUUUAUUGACAAAACCCCGGGUGGGAAGAAAGACAGUUUUUCCUCAGACCUAUCAAAUGAGAAAAGUAAUGAUAAGAAGCCGAUCUCUGAGAUAGAGAAUUCAAAAGAUUCUUCUCUUCUGGAGAGUAAUAAAAAAAGAAAAGGCAGGCUAAACGGCAAAAGAGGCAAAAGGAAGAAAGAAGAUCUUCAGGAAGUAGAUGGAGAAAUAGAGGCUGUCCUGCAAAAGAGAGCUAAAGCCAGGGGGCUAGAAUUGCAGAUCUCCAAGGUGAAGUUUGAAGAUGUUGGAGGCAAUGAUACGACAUUAAAAGAGGUCUGCAAGAUGCUCAUACACAUGCGUCACCCAGAGGUGUACCACCACCUGGGCGUCAUACCCCCACGCGGAGUUCUUCUUCAUGGACCACCCGGCUGUGGGAAGACAUUGCUUGCACAUGCAAUUGCUGGGGAACUUGACCUGCCAAUUCUGAAAGUAGCUGCUACAGAGAUUGUAUCUGGAGUAUCUGGAGAAUCAGAACAGAAGCUGAGAGAACUAUUUGAACAAGCUGUGUCAAAUGCACCGUGUAUCUUUUUUAUUGAUGAAAUUGAUGCUAUUACCCCCAAAAGAGAAGUUGCUUCAAAAGAUAUGGAACGAAGAAUCGUAGCCCAGCUCCUAACCUGCAUGGACGAUCUGAAUAACAUGGCCGCUACAGCUCGGGUCCUAGUCAUCGGAGCUACUAACCGACCAGACUCCUUGGACCCUGCUUUGAGACGUGCAGGAAGGUUCGACCGAGAGAUAUGCCUAGGUAUCCCAGAUGAAGCAUCCAGGGAAAGAAUACUUCAAACUUUGUGCAGAAAACUAAGACUUCCCGAAACUCUUCAUUUUCGUCAGUUAGCACACCUAACGCCGGGCUUCGUUGGUGCUGACCUCAUGGCACUCUGCCGAGAGGCAGCCAUGUGCGCGGUCAACAGGGUCUUAAUGAAGCUGCAGGAGCAGCAGCAGAAAAAUCCUGAGAUUGAAGGUUCGCCCUCUGAAGGAGGCCAGGAAGAAAGGAUUGGAACUGAACCCACUUCUGAAACACAGGAUGAAUUGCAAAGGCUCUUGGGGUUGCUAAGGAACCGAGAUCCCCUCUCAGAGGAGCAGCUGCAAGGGCUGUGCCUUGAGUUGAAUGAUUUCAUUGUUGCUCUAUCCUCUGUCCAACCCUCUGCUAAAAGGGAAGGCUUUGUCACUGUCCCUAAUGUGACAUGGGCAGAUAUUGGUGCCCUGGAAGACAUUAGAGAGGAGCUCACCAUGGCAAUAUUGGCACCAGUACGUAACCCAGAUCAGUUCAAAGCUCUUGGGUUGGUGACUCCAGCUGGAGUCCUCCUUGCUGGUCCCCCUGGCUGUGGGAAAACUCUGCUGGCAAAGGCUGUUGCAAAUGAGUCUGGGUUAAAUUUUAUAUCUGUCAAGGGGCCUGAGUUACUAAAUAUGUAUGUUGGUGAAAGCGAGCGCGCCGUGCGACAGGUUUUUCAGCGAGCCAAGAAUUCAUCACCCUGCGUGAUAUUCUUUGAUGAAGUGGAUGCCUUAUGCCCUCGAAGAUCAGUCCGAGAGACAGGGGCAAGUGUUCGGGUGGUAAAUCAACUACUUACAGAGAUGGAUGGUCUGGAAACACGUCAGCAGGUGUUUAUUAUGGCAGCCACUAACAGACCAGAUAUCAUUGACCCUGCAAUCCUGCGCCCAGGCCGCCUGGACAAAACACUCUUUGUGGGUUUGCCACCCCCAGCAGAUCGUCUCGCCAUCUUAAAAACUAUCACAAAAAAUGGCACCAAACCCCCACUGGAUGCAGAUGUAAAUUUGGAAGCAGUUGCUGGUGACCUUCGCUGUGAUUGCUAUACGGGUGCAGAUCUCUCUGCUUUGGUACGGGAGGCUUCUAUCUGUGCCUUGAGGCAGGAAAUGGCAAGACAGAAGAGUGGAAGUGAAAAAGGUGAACUCAAGGUUAGUCAGAAGCACUUUGAAGAAGCUUUCAAGAAAGUAAAGUCAUCUGUAUCAAAAGAGGAUCAAGCGAUGUAUGAAGCUCUGCAGUGGUCCCUCAGCCGGUGACUUCUCCAGCAGCAGGCCUUCAAGGAGUCCAGUGCAUCGAGCUGCCAGAGAUACCCACGUGCUCUGAGCUAUCCACUUUCAACCUGACACAGAUGUGGUCUCACAUAAGCAUUUUAUCCUCAGAUUAAUGAGGCCAAGUCAGAGCUAAAGAUUCUUCCCAUCUGGCCAACCUUGUACGGAAACACCCUAUACCUCCUGUUUAAGAAAAAGAAAAAAAAUUUUAACUGUCAAAAUAAAAUAACAGAUACCUUUUUUAAAUAGAAUGUUUAUUUUGAAACAACCUUGACUGUACCACAGGAAAGUUGCAGUCACAAUAGAAAGAACUCCCCCGCCCCCCGAACCGUCUGAGAGUAUUUGCCAGCCUGAUGCCCCACCAUCACCCCGAAAUACCUUAAUGUACACUUCCUACACACCAGGAUAUUUCCCUACAUCACCAGCCAUCAACAUCAGGACAUCAGCUGUGAUACUUUGCUGCCAUGAAUCCUCAGGCUCCAUUCAGGUUUCUCCAGUUGUCCCAAUAAUGUCCUUUAUAACAAAGGGAUCUAGUUUAGAAUUAGCUAUUGCAACCGGUUGCCGUUUCUCUUUAGUUUCCUUAAAGUCUGGAACAGCUCCUGUCUUGACUUCUGACACUUUUGAAGGUUACAGCCCAGUUACUUUGUAAAAUGCCCUCAAUCUGGAUUUGUCUGAUGUUUCCUCAUGAUUAGACACAGGUUGUGCAUCUUUGGCAGGAAUAUCAUGAGGCGAUGCUCUUCUCACUGCAUCGUGUCAGGUGAUGUGCAAUUUCGAUCUGCCCCAAUACUGGUGAUGGUCACUUUGGUCACUUAAUUAAGGUGGUUCUGCCAAGCUUCUUACACUGUGAAGUUACUCUUUUCCUUUGUAAUUCAUACGUGUGUUGUGUGGAGGUACUUGGAAACUAUGUAAAUAUCCCAUUCCUCGUCAAACUCAGGUAUUAACUAUUUCUGCAGUGUGUUAUCCGUUACUCUCAUGAUAUGAUGUUCAGAUUGUCCCAGAUUCAGCCAGUUGGGAGCCCCUUCACACUGUCCUCUGUGCGCCUUUCACAAGUCUCUAGCUGAUACUUUCAGGAGGGUUUAAUUUGUGUCGUGUUUCAUCUCAUUCCUUGUUUACAGUGCUGCUCACGGUGUAUUCUUAGGUUGUAUAGAUGGCUUUGGUUACCUACUUUUUUUCCUUCCAAAAUUUCUACUCCACCUCAGUCUAUAAAAAUGUUUAUGCUACUUUUAAGAAUGUAAUUGAUAAGAUGGAGAAAAUAUUAAUAGAUCAAAGCAAGUCAGGUAAGUAAGACACAGUCCUUUUUUUCAAGGAGUUCACAGAUGGAUACAGACAUCUAAACAGAAUAUCACAAUGCCCAAGGAAGGGGCAUAGAAAGGAGGGUGCUGUAGGACCCCAGAGGAAGGAAGACCGAAAGAAAAAGCAAAUCAGGAUCAUGUCCUAGGCAUAGAUGAUUAGGAAUGAAAGUUAAAUUAGAAGUGUGGGCCAGAAGGUCUUAAACAGUUAUUAAAUUUGAGUAGUAGAUUUGAUUGUGCUUGAUAUCAGCCAAAUCAAAAGAGAAACACGGGGAGUUCCUUGGUGGCCUCGUGGUUAGGAUUCCGGGCUUUCACUGCCGUGGCUCGGGUUCAGUCCCUGGUUAGGGAACUGAGAUCCCGCAAGCCACAUGGUCAAAAAAGAGAGACACAGUCUGGUAUAUCAUAUAUGUAGGUUAUGAGGGAAAGCAAAGAUUUUCUUGACGAUUGAAUUUUCUUGACAAUUUCUAGACAAUUAGGUCUACGUACCGAACUUUCUGGUAGUUUAGCUUAGCCUAAACAUAAAAUGUCGACCGCAUCAGAGAUCAAAUAGGCUGCAUGUCCAUCAGCUUUGCAAAUCAGCUGCUAUGUAGGUUGGACAGCAGGCAGUUAUUGGGCAGAAAGCUAACCAGCUAAUGUCACAGUGGGUAGUGCCAGCCCUUCUCCAUAAGGAAGGAAAGGUAACGUGUUCUAAGUACCAUCUGUGUGCUAGACACUGUCACAUGUUCUCUUUAAUCCUCCCAACUCUUAUUCCCCAUACAAUGGGGAUCGGAUGGCAUCCCCAUUAAAAAGAAUAAGGUUCAGAGCUGGUUCAAAGUCACCUGUGUAUAUACAUGCGUAAGAAGAGUCUGAAUUCUGGUCUACAGCUGUCCAGCUUUUCUUUCUCUUGUGAACAACGUCCAGUCCUGUGUUGAGAAACAUCUGGAGUUGUAUCCUCUGUUCUAGCAUCCUGAAAGAUGAGGCAAUUUCAUUAAGUGCUUUGUGCUGAGCACUGAUAACAUAAUGGUGAACAAACUCAGAACUUAUUGCCUAAUUUGGCCUAGUUUGUUGCCUAGUUUCUGCCUAAUUUGUUAGCAAAAAUAGCUGAUUGUCCCAUAAUAUCCAUUCGUCCCUUCUUCCUUUUAGUAGGAGAGUGAUUGAGUUCUGGCUAGUGUAAUAUGAACUCAGGUGAUGAGUGCAGCUUCUGGUCACAUCCUUAAAAAGAAGCAGCAGCUUGGAGACUUGGCAGUCCGGUGGUUAGGACUCCGCACUUCCAUUGCAGGGGGCAUGGGUUCAAUCCCUGGUCGCAGAACUAAGAUACCGCGUGCUGCCCAGCGAGGGCCACGGCCCCCCGCCCCCCCCCC